CACGCUGGACCUCACCGCAAAUAUAUAGGUGGGGAUUGAUUUCUUCCCAUUGCAGUUGGCAAACUGUAGAUUCGGCCUAAUCGGAUAAUCACAUAUCCUCCUGUCUUGGCUUUUCACUUCACUGAUCCCUAUGGCAACUGAAAGUGGUGACAAUAAGCUAAAGCUGUAUUCGUACUGGAGGAGCUCAUGCGCCUUUCGAGUCCGAAUUGCUCUCAACCUGAAAGGGAUAAAAUAUGAGUACAAAGCAGUCGAUUUGCUGAAGGGAGAACACUCUCACCCUGAUUUCCUGAAGCUCAAUCCUGUCGGUUUUGUUCCCGUCCUCGUGGAUGGGGACUUUGUAAUUUCUGACUCUUUAGCCAUCAUUAUGUAUCUGGACGAUAAGUUUACUCAGUGUCCAUUGCUUCCUCCUGAUUUACAUAAAAGAACGAUCAAUUUUCAGGUUACGCAUAUUGUUUCCUCCAGUAUACAGCCCUUGCAAAACAUGAGUGUAUUGAACUAUAUCGGGGAAAAGGUUAGCCCUGAUGAAAAGCUUCCUUGGGCCCAACGUGUUAUACGAACAGGCUUCACUGCUAUAGAAAAACUAUUGAAAGGCCACACAGGAAGAUAUGCUACUGGAGAUGAAAUUUUCCUGGCUGAUUUGUUUUUAGCACCUCAAUUAUAUAAUGCGACGAGGUACAAUGUUGACAUGGUAAUGUUCUGUACACUGUUGCAUUUAUUCCCUCUUUUUGGCCAAGAUUGGUAUGGUGGUAUUGAAGUAUCUGAGUUGUAUUACUCUGUAAUAAUUCUGCCUCUUUUAUUCCAUAGCUUUAGAUUCUGGUGGAGUGGUUUUUGGAUGAGUGAGAUAAGUCCUUAUCUAGUGUCACCUCAUAUCUCAUUGUUAGGUUCUCGCUUAAUUCUGGUGACUUACAAGCCUUUUGCCACUUGCUGAUCAUUUAUAAGUUUGUAAUAUAGCCAAUGUUCUAAAUGUUGAAUUUGUCAUAGGCCAUUCAAUCAAGAAUAAAAGGGGGAGAAGAAGGGUUAUGAGUACGGUCCGGAUUAAAGCCUUUUCUAUGUUAUCAGCUCGCAAUUUGUGAUAACCUAUUCAUUUUUCCCACGUUUUCUUUUUCAUCUGUUUAUUUGAUCUUUUUAUAGUAACUAACCUUUACAUACUUUAGUUUUCCUUUCCGAGUAGCCCUGGAACCAAAGAACAAAAAACGUGACUUGGUCUCCUCUGUUCUUUCCAUAAAUUUCGAUCAUAUAAUCAGCUAAGACAUCAUCAUG
Messenger RNA from Neltuma alba, 1260 nucleotides. RefSeq names its product glutathione S-transferase zeta class. Gene Ontology annotation, biological process: glutathione metabolic process; L-phenylalanine catabolic process. The transcript is spliced from 10 exons. Gene Ontology annotation, molecular function: maleylacetoacetate isomerase activity; glutathione transferase activity. Bases 131 to 928 code for a protein of 265 amino acids. Gene Ontology annotation, cellular component: cytoplasm. Lineage: Eukaryota; Viridiplantae; Streptophyta; Magnoliopsida; Fabales; Fabaceae. The record is from RefSeq and is a predicted model, not a curated record.